AUGGGAGAGAUCAGUCUCGGACGGAGAAUCUACUCCUUGACACCUCUGCAGUUAAAGAUGGACGCACAGGAGAGCAGGCUAAAAGUAAACAGUUGGAUGAAACUCAACCUCUCCCUCUCCUCUUUAAACAGGGCAUGACUGCAAGAAGUCCUAACAACUACGCAAAUAACAACCCUCCUACUAAUGAAACCAUCGGCAAAGCUGACCUUGCAUCAGUGGAAAUGACAAAGAGCAGUGUCGUUCAAGGUGUCAAAGAUGUACGUUUUCAAGAUUGCCAAGUGGAGAAUUUACACAUAGACAGUAUUGCAAUCCAUGUUGUAUCAGGAACAAGUGAGAUUGAUAGCCAAAAAACGAUUGAAAGUCAUUCAGUUACCAAACAUGUUUCUUCAGGAGCAGAGUAACCCACUGGUGACAAUAAUGUUGACAUCGAUAGUAUAGCCAUCCGUGUUGUGUCAGGGGUAAGUGAGAACAACAACGUAGAAACAACAGCAAAAGAGAGAGAGAAUAACCCAGCACUUCCAACAAGAGAAAAAGUGUAUUCUAAACCAGAGGUGAAACCAAGAGAGAAGAUACUACCUUCUGUCCCUACUGACAUCACAGACUACACGAGACUAAGGCUGAUCUUGCUGUUCAGUCUUAAAGAAGAUUCCCCUCCUAACACGGACAGUCCAAGCAGAAAGAAUGGAUAUUUUCCCAUGAUGCAGUAGACGUCCUGUCUUUACGACUGAACAGCAAGACCACCCAGUGACAGUGAUGUCCGAGAAAGAUGCAGUAGCUGUGAAAGAACCAGAGGUUCCUGCCAAACUAAACAUGGAGGCUAAGAUAGGAGUGUUAUCUUCCAUGGAGCAGGAACAGAGAAAGACAGGGAUGAUCAGACUGAGGGAAAAAGACAAACUGGUAAUCUCAUUCAACAAGGCCAAAACAACUGAGGGAUUCACAGAGACAACAGAUAUACACAUUCUCAAACACGACACUGUGCCACAACCAGAACAUGCAACCACUUCAAGGGUACCAACCUGGGUACCAAUCUGGGGAUGAUAGGUGCCAAAGGCUCUAUCAAUCCCAGAAUCCUCCUCUGCUAGCUUGCUCCAUACCCUCACAGGUCGACGGUAAGACUAGAAACCCCUUGUUCUCUCACCAACCGACCCAACCCAUCCAUGUCGACAUGCCUGUUCUCCCCUUCAGUAGAGGCAAUUCAAUAUAUGAAGAAAACACAUGCAACACAGGCCUCUCUGGGAGAGAUAUAUAGCAUGGAGAAGAGAGAGGAGGAUAGGAGAGAGAGACAGAGAAAGGAGGAGAGGAAAGAGGAGGAGAGGAAGACAAGACAGAGAGGAGGAGAGGAAAGAGGAGAGGAAGGCUAAACAGAGAGAGGAGGAGAGGAGAGCGAGAAAGAAAGAGGAGGAGAGGAAAGAAGAGGAGAGGAGAGAGCAACAGCAACAGAGGGAGGUGGAGAAGAAGGAGGAGGAGAAGAAGGCGAGACAGAUAGAUGAGGAGAUGGCGAUGGCGACAAAGACAACAUCUUCAGAGGCUCCUCUCUCACCAAGUCAGUCAAACCAUGCUUUCACAAGAGCUUCGGAGAAGAGUUCAGGGUGAGCAGAUCAGAGAGGGGAGACAAGGAGCACGAGAGGACAGGAGAGAGCGCCGGGACUCCUGUAUAUCAAGACUCUGCCGUCUCGUCACACUGACUCCCCCCAUCCGAGAGACUCAGCCUUCAAAUGAGGUCAACGCCCCGUCAAAGAUCACCUACACCCACCCCUACUCCCGGCCCUACUCAAGGAGGAGUGUGUGUGGGGGGGGGGGCUAUGACAGGCCAGACUCACCCCUGGCCUCCCCUAUCACCUCCCCCCUGAAUGUCCCUCAGUACCAUGUAGACCCCAACUACCCUUCCCCCUCCUCCCUCAGCCUCCCCCAGCCCUUCACCCAGAGUUUAACCCAGAAGAAGGUCCUACAGGACACGGGGUCUGGUCAGUACUUUGUGGUGAAGCUCAAGACCUUCUUUGAACCGGAGACAAGAAAGUACAUCCAGCUGAAUGUCCAUCAGCCAGGCCAGGUAGGCUCUCUUUCUCAGGCCCAGCCACAGAGUUAUCCUCAGUCCCUUCCCGAAGCCUCAUACACCCAGCCCCAACCCCAAAUGUAUCCCCCAUACACCCAGCCCCAAGCUCCUCCGGCCAGCCAGCCCUAUGUGCUCUACCAGGGGUAUCCCCGGAGCUACCAUCCCAUGCCCGUCUCCUCCCUGCCAACUCACAGGUCUCUCUCUGGGAUGUCUGCCUCGGAGGCUCCCACCCAGGAUCCACAGCCCACAGAGAAAAGUCAGGGUUGGGCAGGGGAGGGGAGUGUACGACACACACACUGCGUACGACACACAUAGCCAGAUAGACGAGGGCGCAGUGUACGGUGAUGAUACUAACUCCACCCCCCACUGA
This is a messenger RNA of Coregonus sp. 'balchen', 2423 nucleotides long. The record is from the annotation of a GenBank genome assembly. Lineage: Eukaryota; Metazoa; Chordata; Actinopteri; Salmoniformes; Salmonidae.